Molecule: messenger RNA, 5149 nt
Organism: Oncorhynchus gorbuscha (pink salmon)
Lineage: Eukaryota; Metazoa; Chordata; Actinopteri; Salmoniformes; Salmonidae
Product: transient receptor potential cation channel subfamily A member 1-like
Exons: 28
Coding region: 158-3499 (1113 amino acids)
Biological process (GO): monoatomic ion transport; transmembrane transport
Cellular component (GO): membrane
Molecular function (GO): monoatomic ion channel activity; protein binding
Source: RefSeq, a predicted model, not a curated record
ACCCCCCUCUCUCGCUAACACCAGAAGACACUAGAAAGCUCAUCUCACACCCAGAAAACAUUAAGAACAUACUACUAAUCUACACAUUCGGUCACAAACCAAACCACAUGAAACGUUUAAGUCCUUGUGGAAAUGUCGACAUGAACCGACAAGCGUGAUGAGCUCUUCAAAGACCGACCUGAUGCAGAACAAGACAUACCAUCUGUCUAUGAUUCAUGGAGGUCAUGCUACAGAGAUUUCUGCCCAAAUAUUUGAGUGGGCUCUGCAAGGUGACUCUGUGGCGUUGGGAGAGCACUCAGCCCUGCUGGGAGUCCGUGACCAAGCCAAUGCCAGCCCUCUGCAUUACGCCACCUCACACGGACACAUCAGCACCAUACAGCUCAUUGUGCAGUUAACUGGUCCAGAUGAACUGAAUGCCUGUGAUGAGGAGGGCAACACUCCAUUGCACUGGGCUGUGCAGAGGACCCAGAGAGAGAGCUGUGCUUGCCUGCUGGACCUGGGGGCAGACUCGAACAUCCUCAACCUCCGCCUCAUGUCUCCCCUACACCUGGCUGUCAGCCUCGGACACAACCCUCUCGUUGAGCUGUUACUGUCUCACAGCAACACGGAUGCCAACCUGAUGGGAGGGCAGGGGAACACACCUCUAAUGUUGGCCUGCUCGGUUGAUAACCAUGAAGCUGUUCGUCUACUUUUUAAAUACAGAGCCAGACUAUGUCAACAGAACAAGCUGGGGCAUUAUCCAAUUCACGCAGCAGCGUUUGCGGGGGCUAAAAAAUCAAUGCUGGUGGUUCUUCAGAAAGGUGAGGAGAUGGGUUUCUCAACUGAAACGCACAUCAACUACGUGGACAAAUCAUUCAGCACUCCUCUUCAUCUGGCCGUCCAUGGAGGAAACCUGGAGGCGAUCAAACUCUGUAUAGAACAGGGUGCAAAAAUUGACCAAAAACAGUGUGACAAAUCCACAGCCCUCCACUUUGCCUGCACCCAGGGAGCAUCCGAGGCCGUCAAACUCAUGCUAUCGGCACAUGAUAGAGUCUGUGAUGUCAUCAAUAUCCCAGAUGGAGCUAGCCAAACUCCACUGCAUAAGGCAACAAUGUUUGACCAUGUUGGAUUGGCUGAGUACCUCAUUUCAAAGGGUGCAGACAUUAAUUCCAUUGACUGUAAGGGUCAUACGCCACUGCUUCUGGCAACAAGCUGUAGUGCAUGGAAAACAGUGGGCCUUCUUCUUACACAUGGGGCUAAUUUGAAAAUAAAAGACAAAUAUGACUGCAAUUUCCUUCACCUUGCCAUCUUGCAGCCUAAAGGUCUGAAAAACCUUCCUCCAGAAGUCUUACAGUGCGGCAAUGUCAGAGAGCUCCUGGGUGCAGAGGACAAUGAGGGUUGUACUCCCCUGCAUUACGCCUGCAGACUGGGAAUCCCAGAGUCAGUGACGGACAUGCUCGGACUCAACGUCUCACUAGAACAGAAGUCUAAGCAGAAGAAAUCUGCACUGCAUUUCGCGGCCGAGUAUGGGAGGAUAAACACCUGCCACAGACUCCUGGAGUGGAUGACCUGCACCAGGCUGCUGAACGAGGGAGAUGAGAGUGGGAUGACUCCCCUCCACCUGGCAUCCCGAGGCGGCCAUAUUAAAGUGCUGGAGCUACUGCUGCGGAAAGGAGCUCUGUUCCACAGUGACUCUAAAGGUUGGACCUGUCUACAUCACGCUGCAGCAGAGGGAUAUACCCAGACCAUGAUCAUACUCCUGCAAUCAAAUAUCAAACUGCUGGACAAAACAGAUGAAGACAUGAACACAGCGUUACAUCUGGCUGCCAGGGAGGGCCAUGCGGCUGCAGUGACACUGCUCCUGGGCAGAGGGGCCCAGAUGACGCUCAACAAGAGUGAUGCCUCCUUCCUCCACGAAGCUGUUCUCAACGGCAGGAAAGACGUUGCCUUCGCUGUCAUCCACAAUGAGAGAUGUGAUGAGGCUAUGCUAUUGUUCGAAGUGAAGUCAACUAAGGGAUGUGUUGUCAUGGACAUGAUAGAGUUCCUGCCUGAGUCAUUCAAACAUCUCUUGGACACUUGUGUGAAGGAGUCAGAUGAUGACGUAAAUAGUUACAACUACUCUAUCGAGUACACUUUCAAAUGGCUCCAAGCUCCCAUUCAUAUCAUUAAGCUUGCAAAAACAGACAAAAGCUACUACUUCCAGCCUCUCACUGCUCUAAAUUGCAUGGUGCAAUUUAAUUGCAUAGAGCUUCUGACCCAUCCUGUCUGCAAGAAGUAUCUAGAAAUGAAAUGGAACGCCUAUGGUAUCAAAGUGCAUCUGCUCAAUCUGGCUGUCUACUCACUUGGUCUGGGGCCUCUGACACACAUCAUUCAUACUCUGAAGCCCAUCCUCAACACCAAUGUCACCCAUACUACAUCACCAUCAUCAUCAGUACGCAUGGUGACCACCUCCCUUGACAAGCAAUGCUAUCUUAUCACCACCUGCAUGUUCCUGAUUCUUGCCAUGAAUCUGUACACAGUUGGCAAGGAGCUGGUGCAGAUGGUUCAGCAGGGUUCAAAGUACUUCCGUGAUGUGACCAAUGCAUUAGACUGGGGUGCUGCCAUCAGUUCUCUGUUGUUUGUGAUCCCUUUACUGAUGGACUUCAAGGAGACAUGGCAUUGGGAGGCUGGGGUAGUGGCAGUUCUUCUAUCCUGGAUCAACUUUCUCCUCUAUUUCCAACGGUUUGAACGUGUUGGGAUCUACGUGGUGAUGUUUUUAGAGAUUGCAAAAACUCUUUUAAGCAUCAUUGUACUGUUCUUCUACUUGCUGCUUGCAUUUGCAUUGGCUUUCUAUGCCCUGAUACAAGACCAGAACGUUGUUGACAGUGGAUCAAGCAUGCUGCUAGCAAUCAUGCAAGUAUUUUUCAUGAUGGUUGGAGAACUCAACUACCAAGAAAAUAUCCUGAAGCCAUUUCUGAACGGGAUUCUGCCAUUCCCUUCUUUGACCUAUGCCAUUUUUGUUAUGUUCACCUUCGCUGUGCCCAUUCUCCUCAUGAACCUAAUGAUUGGCUUGGCUGUUGGUGACAUAGCAGAAGUACAGGCGAAUGCUGUGCUGAAGCAAAUGGGAAUGCAGAUUGAGCUUCACACUAGUCUAGAGGAGAAGAUGCCGUACUGGUUAAUGAAGAGGGUUGACCAGGCCUCUCUCACUGAGUACCCUAACAGAGCCUACGGCAGAAAGAGAGAAGUGUUCUAUGCAAUGCUGGGUAUGGGGCAUGAGAGAACCCGUCUCAGCCCCACUUCCCCUCCAUCUACACCUAUGGAACAGGAAAUCCGUAAACAGAAGUACAGGCUGAAGGAGAUGUCUAAUGUUAUCGAGAAGCAGCACAACCUGCUGAAGCUGAUCGUUCAGAAGAUGGAGAUCAGUUCAGAGGUGGAGGAGGAGCAUGAUGGUCCUCAGCUGUUCCAGGGCUACAGGGACAAGUCCCUCCCCUCCCAGAGCAAAUGGAACCCUCUGCUGAGGGCACUGGGAGCUAGGAAGUAACAUCCACCACAUAUAUUAUAAUGGACUGACAAGUCAACCCCUGCACAUCACCCAUUCAAUAUUUCAGCUAAACUAAUCGACAGUGUUCCUUUAGUAAUGUAUAUUACUAGAUGUAAGGGAAGACAAGUGUCAUGAUUUAAACUCAUUUCAAUUGUAUUUUGCAUGGUUCUCUGAAUCAUUUAGUCGGAUGCACCCCACAUUUUCCUAUGGGCGUAAAAUAGGAUAUAUAAUAGAAAACGAGUCAGGAUUAUACAUUUACAGUAUCUGUGCAUUCGUGCUAAAGCGCUUUGAGGACCCCAUAUUUAAGUGUCCUUUAAAACAAUAUUCAUUGUUAGAGGUGUAUCAAUAACAUAUUGUUUCUGUAGCUGACUAGGAGGACAAGGAUCUGUGUGUACUGGAUCAUGUUUUUCUCUUUUUGGCAUCCUCUGUGGGCUCAGGCAUGGGUUUCUUCCUCUUGUUUUCACUGUGUACUGGAGAGAGAUGCAUAAGAAAAAGACAGCUUAUUUGAUUGUGGAUCCAAUGAGUCCAGGGCCCAUAUUCACAUUGCGUCUCAGAGCAGGAAACCUGAUCUAGGAUGAGAUCGCUCCUUGUCUUAUUCAUUAUGAUUUAAACGGCUAAAUUGAUACUAGAUCACAACUCCUACUCUUUUGAUAGGCCCAAAACUACAGUAUGAAAACAAAAAACGCAUUAUUCCACUUUGAUUGAGAAUUGAAUCCCUGCACACCUUCUCCAUGAUGUUUCCAAGUACCUUAUAAAAAUGUUUUAAGAAUAUUGCCCACUGUACUAUUAUGGGAAUGUUAGGGGUCAUGUAUUGAAAGUGGUUCUAACCUGAAGCUGGGCUCCUUCCCUCCUCUCUGUCUGGAGUGGGCCUGUGGGGGGAAGUCUUUACAUGAUGACAAGGAGGACGGGGAACAGAGGACCGGGAGGCAUGUGCACUGGAAGAGUGUGCAGUAACAGUUUGUCUGCACUCCUCCUGUUGGACUGCUUGAACUGUGGCAAUAGGCUUUACCCCUGGGGAGAGGAAUGCGGUGUUGUAAGAAGAGAGGGGUGACACCAGUUACCCCUUACAAUACAUACGGUCUUCAAUAGGAAACGCUCCAUUGGAUUUCCAUGCAUGGAUCAGAACAGACGUACAGUAGGUAAAUGACUGAACCUAAACAGGUGCAACCAUCAGAUGGAUCAUGUUGAACUGAACAGUUAAUUGCUAAAUACAUAAAAGGGACAAAGGGAAAAUGCUGUGAAAUCUCAAAAAUGCCAUAUUAUGAGUGAAAGUUGAUGCUUUUUCAAUAGGGUGUAUUAUUUUGGGUCAUAUAAACAAAGGAGUGAGACAGUGGGCGUGUGAGAGAGGGAACAGUCUGUUCUAUAUCGCAUCUUUCUAUCUGUAAUAACUCUAAACAUUUUCCAGUAAAGAGGUGGCGUGGAGUGAAACAUAGAAAAUGAGGAUUUAAUCAUCUCACAUACAGUGCAUUUGAAAAGUAUUCAAGCCCCUUGACUUUUUCCACAUUUUGAUAUACAACUUUACUCUAAAAUGUAUUAAAUGAUUUUCUUCCCUCAUCCAUCAGAAAUACCAUAUUUACAUUAGUAUUCAGACCCAUUGCUAUGAGACUACAAAACAUUGAGCUCAGGUGCAUCCUGUUUCCAUUGAUCAUC